GGACGAAGUACUACUAACCUGGUGAGAAUAUGAAGCUUUGGGGCCCAGGAACCCGACCAACGGCCUACGCUUAACUUCCUCUUGUGCUCCCGUGGUCAUCAUGAGGCUCCUUUUCUUUUCUCUCUUUCUUUUUCCUUUCCACCUGGGAGGAUGCUGCUCUGCCGUUUCAGAUGUGCUGGGCAAUCGGUUGCAAGGUACCUGUGAGCUCGCUUCGCGGGUUUUCGCGCUUGGUGGCGUUCGGUGUAUCGUGGGGCGACAGAAUCGAGCUGAAGAAAGGGGCGAAUGCAAUCUGUUAAUACGAGGCAAAGUCACAAUAUAUUAUUGAACUCGACUUGGAAACUGGAUAAGAUAUGUGUGGUUGUUGUUGCGGUUGUGGUGAGU
Messenger RNA from Sodiomyces alkalinus F11, 381 nucleotides. RefSeq lists its product as hypothetical. The record is from RefSeq and is a predicted model, not a curated record. The coding region runs from base 101 to 325 and encodes 74 amino acids. NCBI's taxonomy places the organism in Eukaryota, Fungi, Ascomycota, Sordariomycetes, Glomerellales, Plectosphaerellaceae. The transcript has a single exon.